ACCUUUGGAAAGACAAAACUUUAAUUUUGAUUAAUCUCACAAAAUACGUUUAAGGACAUCUGUGACGCAUUGUAUUAACUAAUUGUUUUGUCCCAAGAAAUUAUCAACGUGUAGAGACAAAGGAUAUGUACAUGGAAGGAAGUAAGGCUGUAUCAGACCAUAUCAACCAAAGUGGAAAAAAUGACAGUUUCUUUGGCAACGACAGUAUGCAGAAUAGGCAAGUCGCCUUUGUCAUUCUCAAAACUACCGUGAUGAUUAUCAUCAUGCUCGGAGCCGUCUUUGGCAAUAUCCUUGUUGUGAUCGCUGUAAUGAAAUUUCAACGCUUACGAGCUAUUACUAACUAUUUUAUCGUCUCGCUGGCUUUUGCGGAUUUUCUGGUGGCAAUUCUAGUAAUGCCAUUUAAUGCAAGUAUAGAAAUAUCUGGUAAAUGGAUUUUUGGGAGAAUAAUGUGUGACGUGUACAAUUCUAACGAUGUCCUUUUUAGUACCGCGUCUAUACUUCAUUUGUGCUGUAUAUCAAUGGAUAGGUACAUAGCUAUAAUACACCCAUUCAAAUACGAAUCCAAAAUGACACGAUGUAGAGUUUUUAUUAUGAUUGCUAUCACUUGGAUAUCAUCAAUCUUAAUCUCAUAUAUCCCAAUACAAUCUCAUUGGUACACGACUUCAGACACAUUAAAGGAAAUGGAAAACAGCCCUGAAGAGUGUUUAUUUAUAGUGAAUAAAGUCUAUGCUGUCAUUUCGUCUAGCAUUUCUUUUUGGAUACCUUGCACAAUUAUGGUAUUCGUUUAUUUAAAGAUUUUUAUGGAAGCUAGACGCCAAGAAACACAAAUUAAGCAAUCAGGCUACCAUUUGAAAGGAAGACCAUCGGAACAGACUAAUCUGACUGAUGAUCAGAGUGAACGCAGAAAUGAAAGGAAGCGCAUGCGCAGAGAACAUAAAGCUGCAAAGACAUUGGGUAUAAUAAUGGGUGCAUUUGUGUUCUGUUUUCUUCCCUUCUUUACAUGGUACUUAGUAACAACACUUUGUGGUGAAUCAUGUCCAUAUCCUCAAACCCUUGGUUCUGCCUUAUUUUGGCUCGGUUACCUCAAUUCAUGUCUGAAUCCUAUAAUUUAUGCUUACUUUAACAGGGAUUUUCGAAGCGCCUUCAGAAAAUUACUAAAAUGUAGUAAGUUCUUUGGUGGAAGUAAUAGUGAAAACAAUUCGGGUGUAGUGUUAACUGCUGGGCAAUAUGAAAAUAGAGACAAUGUAGUACAUAUAAAAUCUGAUCAUCUAGUACGAAAUGGAAAUAAAUCUCAUGUGUGAUAAUUUGUUGAAACUUGCGUAAAUUUGUUUGGAUGUAUUUUAUUUAAAUAUAAUAUUGAUCAAUCUUGUACUUCAUUUUACAUGUUCACAAACUGCUGAUGUGUAUAUGGAACAUUUUAAACAGACUUUCAUUUCGAAUAAUUUUCAUUUUAAUGUAAUGUGUUCAGAUUCGUGUAAAGCCAUUUUAUGAGCUUUGUAAUUAAAAUAAUGUCUUUAUUCUGCAUUUUUAUAUUUAUGAAGCAUUGAUCUCCAUAGCUUGCAAAAUGUAAAGGAAAAUAUUAACAAGGAGAAUAUAGAUACAGAGGUUGCAGUGUAUUUGAAUAUAUAUUUUCCCUGACACAAUAGAUACUGUGAAAUCCAUGCUCUAUGUUGGAGAAUACGUAGUAUUAACUAUUUUUUUAAUUACACGUAUUUUUAUUUUAGGUAUAUACAUUUUUAAAACCGUAUGUUCAUCCGUCAUAAUUUGUUGCCAUCAUAACUAUUGACUUCCUUGAAUAAUGCCACGUACGGUGUCGAACGGAAAAAGUCAACAACGUUAGGCCAUGUCAUCGUAUGCUGAAGUCAAUAGCAUUUGGAUAAUACUUUGUAUCCACUCCAUUUUCUGGUAUAUUUCUUGGCAACCGCUUCAUGUCAGAUAAAAUAUGUUUUCGGAGUGUUAUAUCUACAUCUCUUGAAAGAUCUUUCAAUUACUUAGAAGGCUUAACCAUGAAGCCAUUCAGGAAUGAUCAUUUUUGGGCAAAUAUGUAUGAUGAAGUUUAGUAUAUAUUGCUUCCUUUAAAGAAGGAUUAAUAACAAAAAAGUACAAACAUUUAACCCAGACUAAUAUAACAAUAAAGUAAGCCAUCGAAUAUUAUUAGAUUAUGUUACAGAAGUAUCUGCCUCCCUUUUUUUGACAACGUGCAAAGUGAAACUCUUAGUCUUUAGGUUUCGGUUUAAUUCAGUGUCAUAAUAAAAAUUCAAAUAAUUUGUUUUUAUACAUGGCGCAUAUUUAUUUCUUUGUAUGUAUUCUUUAAUAUAUGACACAAAAUUUGGUUGACAUACAUUUAUGGUUUGUUAAACAUCUACCACUUAAGGACUAUGCUAUUUUGACAUUGUAAAAUUCCUAUGUAAAACUGAGAUUGUCGUAACAACACGAGAAAUGCACGGGGACCAAAGAGAAACUAAUAAUAAUGAAAACAUGUAUCUCCGAGUAAAUUAUAAAGUAUCAAAAACACUCAAAAGCAUGUCCCAGCAGUGUACUAGAAAAAAAUGCAUAGACAUUUUCGGUGCAAGUAUUUGGUACCGUAAGUCUGUAAUAUUUGUACAAAAUAUAUAUUAAUCAAUCAAGGAUAUGUCAGUGUAAAUGAGCUGAGCGUUAGUUUUCUAAGAAAUUGUCGUUAAACUCUGUUACACAAAUCACACGUGCACAGCUUUUUUACAAAAAUAUAUCCGCCAUGUUUUCUUCAGUGAACGAAAUAAAAGUAGUGUUUUACCUUGGAUUUCCUUAUUGUAUAGUACGAUUCACUUUCUAAUCUAAAUAAAGCAUCACUUUUUUAUAACAUCCCACUGUCCGAUCUUUCUGAUCACUUAACGAUCACUCACAAUUAUAAAAUAAAUCCAACGUGUCAUCAAAAUUAUCACUUUACACGGCUUCACGGACAUCACAGCCUACUAACAUUAAAUUUGUAAUCAUGCGCCAACCAAACAAAUGAUGAAAGAUCGGGACUUUUUCAAAGAUAUGUUUUAUUUUCUGUAAUUUCCUGAUAUUCUAACAUUGAAACAACCGAAUUGUAUGCACAGAAAUAACGAAGAAUUUAUGCAAUAUAGCUUUUAGUUUAAAUUUUGGACCUAGCUUUUUUCCAGCCCAACAACAGACAUGUAUAUGUCACAAACCCGGCUUGUCCUCGAAUUCAGGGUCAAAGGUUACUAGAACAUAAAUACAAUAAAUAAACAAUCGCUUACUAUG
Molecule: messenger RNA, 3246 nt
Organism: Mercenaria mercenaria
Lineage: Eukaryota; Metazoa; Mollusca; Bivalvia; Venerida; Veneridae
Product: octopamine receptor beta-2R-like
Exons: 1
Coding region: 126-1301 (391 amino acids)
Biological process (GO): adenylate cyclase-activating adrenergic receptor signaling pathway
Cellular component (GO): membrane
Molecular function (GO): adrenergic receptor activity
Source: RefSeq, a predicted model, not a curated record